Fopius arisanus is the source of this 3362-nucleotide messenger RNA. Its product is annotated as poly(A) RNA polymerase gld-2 homolog A-like. The record is from RefSeq and is a predicted model, not a curated record. The transcript is spliced from 4 exons. Lineage: Eukaryota; Metazoa; Arthropoda; Insecta; Hymenoptera; Braconidae. Gene Ontology annotation, molecular function: poly(A) RNA polymerase activity. The coding region runs from base 615 to 2555 and encodes 646 amino acids.
AUCUAACGAUUCGGUGGGAAGUCAAGUUGACGCGUCGGAUUACGGGAGACUGAGGGAAAUAAAUUAUUUUUCGUUUGGAUUUCAUUCGGGGCAGUUGACUAGAUUAGAUAGCUCCAUCGGGUUCGGGGUUUCAGGUUUAAAUUUCGUUUUUUUUUCGGGGGAUUAUUUUUGAUCGACUGGGAAAAUUCAUCGGGAGUGUCUUUGUGGUAAUCCAGAGGAAUCAGGGAAGAAGAAAAUUUCGAUUUUCAUCGGGAAAUUCAGUGGCGAGACGGGAAAUGGCGACUUCUCGUUGUCCCCGCUGAUCGGGAAGUGGGUCUUCGAGGGUUGAAGACAAGUCUUUCUUUGAUUCGUUCAACCCGAGAUCCCGCAAUACUGCUAAAUUGAGGAUUUUGAUAGCAGCGAGUAUGAUCCCCUGCCCCUGCAUUCCCACAGUCAUCCCAUCCCACUCCCAUCGCAUUUGACAGGUACUUGAAAAAACACAGGUUGAAUUCUCAUUUAUUGAAUAAUUAUUUUCACUAUCUUGAGGGUGUUUUUCUUUCGGCUAAUGCUCAGUCAUUAAUAUCGAUCUAUGUCGCAGUACAAGGGGGUUGAUCUAAUUAAUUCAUUGACUGACUAUGUAUCACACUAUGCUCCCACCUCCCAUGAUGGUACAGAUUGUCGGUGGUCAGCAAACGAAUGGACAGUGUCCUAACAUUCCCCCCCCAUCAAUUCCCACAACAAGUGCAGCAACAACUCCCACAGAAGUUCCGUCCCCUUACGUAUUCGAUGGCAGUACCCAGAGCCAUCGUCUGAUUCACACAAGUCCCCAAUAUCCCCUGGAAGUUUACCAGAUGAUGGGUGUGGAGAUACCGCAGUUUCGAAGGCCCAAUUAUGGGACACCAACGAGUAACAUUACCCCAUGGCAGAGGCGUGUGACCACUAGCUCCAGCACAACCCUUCCUACAACGAAUUACCGUCAGGGUGGAUUCAAUUCCUUGAAAAAAUCCACAUGGGCGACAAAAGCCAAACGUCAGCCAUCAAAAGAGCUUCCCCCUGAGCCAUGCAACAGUGACAGUGGCUUCAGCUCUCGUUCACCAACACCUAAUAAACACACAGACAGCAGCCAGACAGAGAGCUCCGACGAUCGUGAAUCCACGUCGUCAGCUGAUCUCGAGAUCAAACGAAUGCAAGAGCUCCCCACAAUAGCCAUUCACAACAUCACCCUCACCCCACAAGGGCUCAUCUCCAAUCUGGCACCUCAGUAUUACCAACAGCAGAGACCUCUCAAUUACUACCACAGCACGAUACCAGCAGCGAGAACAACGCAGAUACAGCAAAACUAUCAGAGCAAAAAGCGAUAUCACAGUGGCAGAAGCUCAAGCUCACCACCAGCUCAGAAGACCCAGAACAGGCGAAAAUUCACGGACAUAAUGGUGCCAACAUUCAAUUUCUAUCCAAGACCCUAUAUCGCACCUGACAGAUUUCUCGCAAGGUCUCACCUCAUGCAGGUGCACAAGACCCCAGAGGAUUUGGUUCAGCGUUGCAGGUGGGACGAGCUCUCCAGGGACAUGUGGAAUAAGUUCCUGGGCAAUCAGCAAUCCGAGGCGACUUUCAGAAAUAAAAUGAUGCUCUGGAAGUAUCUCUAUAUUUAUAUCAAAUCAACUUACCCAAGGUAUGGGCUUUUUCUCGUUGGAUCUACGAUGAAUGGAUUUGGUGCUGACAGCAGUGAUGUCGAUAUGUGUCUCCUUGUGAGGAAUACGGAGAUGAUACAGAGGAAUGAGGCGAUCUGUCAUCUCGAUCAAAUCAAGGCUUGUCUAAAAAACUGUGAUUUCAUCGAUCAGCUGACGUUGAUACAGGCCAAGGUACCUAUCCUCAAGUUUCACGAUGGCAUGCAGAAUCUCGAUAUUGACUUGAAUUGCAAUAAUGCUGUGGGCAUUCGUAAUACUCAUAUGCUCUACUGCUACUCGAGGAUUGACUGGAGGGUCAGGCCUCUGGUGCUCGUCGUGAAGCUGUGGGCACAGAGUCAGGAUAUAAAUGAUGCAAAGAACAUGACCAUCUCCAGUUAUUCACUCGUACUCAUGGUCAUUCAUUUUCUCCAGUGUGGAGUUCAUCCCGCUGUUCUGCCUUGUCUACACUCCAUGUAUGGGUAUAAAUUCAAUUCCUACUCGGAUAUUCACACCAUUGACAUUCAUGAGGAUCUCGAUUUUCCCGCGAAAACUUUUGCACAGACCAAUCGGCAGCCUCUUGGGGAACUGCUCUUUGAAUUCUUCAAGUAUUAUUCGAAUUUUGAUUUCAAUCAAUACGCGAUAUCAGUGAGAUUAGCUAGAAAAGUGCCAAUUGAUGACUGUCGUCGAGCCAGAUCGUGGAAGAAUGAUCCACAUCAAUGGAAAUUACUCUGCAUCGAAGAACCAUUCGACUUGACGAAUACUGCCAGAUCGGUCUACGACUAUGCUGUGUUCUCCAGAAUCAAGACUGUCUUCCGCAGGACCUAUCAAAGACUGAAGGAGAGCAUGAACCUCGCCAGUAUAUUCGUAAAACAAGCGCCACAUGUUGGGCUUCACUACCCACAUCCCUAGAGUAACUCGGAGUCGUCAGACUUCUAUUUAUGAGACACUCUUCCUUGCCAGAGUGGCAAACAGUGAGCUUGUAUAUUUUUUUUUUUGUGAUAAAAUACGAGUCUCGUGAGAUUAACAUGGCUGUGCUGUGUAUCAGUGAUCAACACUGUGAUAUUUAGAUGUCGAGUCGAAUAUUUAGGAUGAAUUACGCGUCUAGGGAGAUGAAAGGUAAUUGCAACGGUAUUAGUAAAUGAAAUGAGAUGAUUCAAGAGAAAGGAAAGGGAAAGAACUCGAGGGGAGAGAUAUAAAGAGCGAAUGAAAUAAUGAGGAAUUCCGGGGAUUGGGAGAUUAGAAAGUGAGAGGAGUUGCUGUGCAAUGAGAUGGGAAUAGAGAGGAAACAGAAAUGAGUGGUGAAUAGUUUUCCUCUCGACGUAGAUAAGAGGGAAACCGAGGGUGGAGUGGUGAAAUGGAGAAAUGAGGGGGAGUAUUCGAUGCAAGGAAUAAUGCCAUGAGAAUUCACCACUUCACUUAUAUAUUUGUGCCUUGUUUGUUACUAUUUAUAUUACGAGACUUGAAUGAAUAAUACCAGGGGAGUGACGAGACUUGCUCAACGAGUUGUAAUAUGAUCGCAGGGUACCCUGGAGCCAGAAUGACAUAUUGAACGUGAAAACUGAGAUUUAAAUCAAGUAACUUGUAUUAUUCUGAAUACUCGGUGCAGUUACGACUCGUGUGAUUUCAACGAAUUCGAUUAAAUUAUUCUGAGUUUUCUGCAAUUGCACUUGGUGCCGAAAAGCCUCUCCCUCAGUUAUACAUAAUGAGAAAAAAAAA